AUGGAUAUUAAUGAAUUGAUAAUAGGGGCUCAAUCAGCUGAUAAACGCACUAGAGAGGUAGCAGAGACACAAUUGUUACAGUGGUGUGACUCAGAUGCAUCUCAAGUCUUCAGAGCAUUGGCAAACGUGGCCCUGCAGCACGAAUCUCCUCUAGAAUCGAGACAGUUUGCAUUACUAUCGUUAAGAAAACUGAUCACUAUGUAUUGGAGUCCUGGAUUUGAAUCUUAUCGUUCUACGUCGAAUAUCGAAGUUAAUGUUAAAGAUUUUAUCCGAGAAGUGCUGUUGAAAUUAUGCCUGAAUGACAAUGAAAAUACUAAAAUAAAAAGUGGUGCUUCAUAUUGUAUUGUCCAGAUAUCCGCAGUUGAUUUUCCAGAUCAAUGGCCGCAGCUUUUAACAAUCAUUUAUGGUGCUAUCUCUCAUCAACACUCAUUAAACGCGAUGUCUUUAUUGAAUGAAAUCUAUGAUGAUGUCGUAUCUGAAGAAAUGUUUUUUGAAGGUGGAAUUGGCCUGGAGACCGUGGAGAUUAUUUUUAAAGUACUUGUUACAGAAAAUUCUACACUCGUAGCUAAAAUUGCUGCUUUGAAACUAUUCAAAGCAUGCCUUUUGCAAAUGAGUUCCCAUGAUGGAUAUGAUGAAGAGUCGCGAAAAAUUUUUGUUUCCCAAUGCUUAGCUACUUCUUUACAGAGAUUGGGGCAAUUGCUGACCUUGAAUUUUGAUAACGCAGAUGUUAUUUCCCAGCUGAAAUUUAAAUCUAUAAUAUACGAGAAUUUGGUUCUUAUCAAGAAUGAUUUCUCUAAAAAGUAUUUCUCAAACGAAUUACAGAAACAGUUUAAAAUAGUAGCAAUCCAGGACUUGAAAAGCAUUGCCCAUGUAGACACAAAUGGUGACUCUAUUGAAAGCGUAGACGUUUCAGAAACAGUUCAUGAUUGUUCUAUUUAUAUUGUAGAAUUUUUGACUAGUGUCUGUAUUUUACCGUUUAGUGUUGAAGAGGUAAACAUAAUUAUAGCGUCUUUGACCAUUUUAUGUCAGAUAAAUUCUGAGACCAGAGAGCUAUGGAUAAGCGAUUUCAAUACAUUUGUGUCCAAGGAAACAGGUCUAGCGGCGUCAUAUAAUAUUAGAGAUCAGGUCUAUGAAUUUUUUACUUCAUUACCCAAUCCUCAUCUGUCCUUGAUUUUUAAAGUUGUCUCCAACGAUAUUGAACAUAGCACGUUUAAUUAUCCAACCUUAGAAUCUCUGCUAUAUCUAUUACAAUGCAUUCUGCUCAAUGACGAUGCAAUAACUGGUGAGAAUAUCAAUCAGUCUUUACAAAUCUUAAUAGAAAUGUUGGAAAAUAUUCUGGUAACACAAGAAACGCAAGAAUUAACAUUGGCGCGUGCAAUUCUGGUCAUUCCCAGAGUUCUAGACAAAUUUAUUGAUGUCUUGCCUAAUAUCAAAUCCUUGACAUCUGCGUUCUUAGCAAAAAGUCUAGAUUUGGCGGUAAAAUGUGAUAAAGAGCUCAUAAAAUCUGCAACAUUAAUUGCAUUUACAUAUUAUUGUUAUUUUGCCGAACUGGAUUCAGUACUUGGGUCAGAGGUUUGUACAGAAGCCCAGGGAAAAGUAGUUCGAAUAAUCAACGAGAUUAGUAGUGAUGCCGAAGAAGACACUAAUGGGGCCAUAAUGGAAGUACUAAGUCAAAUCAUUAGCUAUAAUCACAAAGAAUCACAUUCCAAGGAGGAAAUCUUACAAGCGGAAUUUCAUCUUGUUUUCACAAUUUCAUCUAGGGAUCCAGCAAAUGUACAGGUUGUCGUGCAAAGUCAAGAAUGUUUGGAGAAACUAUUGGAUGAUAUUAAUAUGGAUAAUUAUAAAAAUUACAUUGAGUUAUGUCUUCCAUCAUUUAUUAAUGUUCUGGAUGCCAACAAUGCAAACAAUUAUAGAUACUCACCACUGUUAUCGUUGGUCUUGGAAUUCAUUACAGUUUUUUUGAAGAAAAAACCUAACGAUGGAUUUUUACCAGAUGAAAUAAAUAAAUAUCUGUUCGAACCGUUGGUUAAAGUAUUAGCUUACUCUACUGAAGACGAAACCCUGCAGCUAGCCACAGAGGCAUUCAGCUACCUAAUUCUCAACACGGAUACGCAGGCCAUGGAGCCAAGAUUAAUGGAUAUCAUGAAGGUUUUAGAAAGGCUGUUGUCUCUGGAAGUUUCAGACUCUGCUGCUAUGAACGUAGGGCCAUUGGUAGUUACCAUAUUCACAAGAUUUUCAAAAGAAAUUCAACCGUUGAUAGGAAGAAUCUUGGAAGCCGUUGUAGUAAGGUUAAUUAAGGCACAAAACAUUUCUACUCAGCAGAACCUUCUCUCUGUUUUAUGCUUCUUAACGUGUAACGAUCCUAAGCAAACGGUUGAUUUCUUGUCCAGUUUUCAAAUUGAUCAUAACGAUGCUUUGUCAUUGGUGAUGCCAAAAUGGAUAGAAGCCUUUGAAAUCAUCAGAGGCGAAAAAAGAAUCAAAGAGAACAUCGUUGCUUUGAGCAACCUCUUUUUCUUGGAUGAUGCAAGGUUGCACAAAGUGAUGGUCAAUGGUGACUUGAUACCAUACGAAGGCGACUUAAUUAUCACAAGAUCGAUGGCUAAGAAAAUGCCUGAUAGAUACGUGCAAGUUCCACUUUACACCAAGAUUAUCAAAUUGUUUGUUUCUGAAUUGGGCUUUCAAAGUAAACAACCCAAUCCAGAACAAUUGAUCACCAGUGAUAUGCAGCAAGAGGCAGUGAGUACUAAUAAAGAUGACCAAAACGAUGAUUGGGAAGAUGUGGACGAUGUACUCGAUUACGAAAAGCUGAAAGAAUAUAUAGAUGAUGAUGUAGAUGAAGGAGAAGAGGAUGACUCUGACGAUAUAACGGGACUUAUGGACGUGAAGGAAUCCGUUGUUCAGUUGCUGAUAAGAUUUUUUAAAGAAGCUGCAACCAAAAAUGUGAGUGGCUUUCAUCGUAUUUAUGAGACCUUAUCCGACAGUGAACGUAAAGUUCUUUCAGAAGCCCUUUUAUAG
Saccharomyces paradoxus is the source of this 3015-nucleotide messenger RNA. It is a transcript of the gene KAP114, whose product is annotated as karyopherin KAP114. The transcript has a single exon. Gene Ontology annotation, biological process: protein import into nucleus. The coding region runs from base 1 to 3015 and encodes 1004 amino acids. Gene Ontology annotation, molecular function: small GTPase binding. NCBI's taxonomy places the organism in Eukaryota, Fungi, Ascomycota, Saccharomycetes, Saccharomycetales, Saccharomycetaceae. Gene Ontology annotation, cellular component: cytosol; nuclear envelope. The record is from RefSeq and is a predicted model, not a curated record.